Messenger RNA from Fundulus heteroclitus (mummichog), 2412 nucleotides. RefSeq names its product stonustoxin subunit alpha-like. The transcript is spliced from 5 exons. Gene Ontology annotation, molecular function: protein binding. The record is from RefSeq and is a predicted model, not a curated record. Lineage: Eukaryota; Metazoa; Chordata; Actinopteri; Cyprinodontiformes; Fundulidae. Bases 129 to 2261 code for a protein of 710 amino acids.
CUGAAGUCAGGAAGAUUUCUGAGCAAACUGUGUGAGAGACGUACUUACCAGCAGCCUUUUUUCUCAUCACAUUUUCAAGGGCUCCGGACAUCAGACCUUAUUUCUAAGUCAGCAAUUAGUGGAGUGAAAUGGCAUCAGGUAAUAUUGAAAUGGCUGCUCUCGGUCGACCCUUUACCUUGGGGAUGCUCUACGAUGCUCGUACAGAUCAGCUAAUCCCAGGCAUCACACUCUGGGAUGAGAAAACUCUCCAAAAGAUGACUGAAGAGAUCUCCAAGCAUGGCAGUGAUUUUAAAAUAAGCACUUCUGAUUCCUUGGAGGAGAAGUCCUCUCUGCUGGACGUCAGUGCCUCUCUGAAGGCCAGCUUCCUGGGGGGUCUGAUUGAAGUUGGGGGAUCUGCAAAGUAUCUGAACGAUCAGAAGAAAUCCAAAAAUCAAAGCAGAGUCACAUUUCAGUACAAAGCUACCACCAUUUUCAAACAGCUGAAAAUUUCUACUGAAGAAAUGAAUAAAACGCAGCAGAUAGGUGUAAACAUGAAGAACUGCGCCACACACGUUGUCACUGGCAUCGUUUAUGGCGCAAAUGCGUUUUUUGUGUUGGACAGUGAGAAGUUAGAUGAGAGCAGUGCUCAGGAGAUCGAAGGCAGCAUUCACGCUGUGAUAAAUAAGAUUCCCAGUUUAAGUAUAAGUGGGAGGGUAGACCUCAAACUGUCUGAUCAAGAAAAAGCGAUGACUGAAAAAUUCACCUGCAAGUUUUAUGGAGACGUGAUUCCUGAAAGCAAUCCUGCAACAUUUGAAGAAGCAGUGAAAACAUACAUAAAGCUUCCAGAACUUCUUGGAAUGAACAACAAAAACAGUGUCCCAUUAAAGGUCUGGAUGAUGCCGCUGAAGGACCUUGAUCCGUCAGCCGUGGAGAUGACGACUGGCCUCAGCCCGGGUCUUGUGAGAAAGGCCCAAGAAGCUCGGGAAGAUUUCCGUGAACUGAACAUGCGAUGCAAUGAUUGUCUCGAAGACAGCUAUGAGUUCCCAAAGAUCAAAGAAAGGUUGGAGAGUUUCCAACAACAGUGUAAAAUCUAUGAUGGGAAACUUCUGGAUGUGAUUGCAGAAAAGAUUCCGUCCAUCAGGGCAGGAGAAGAAGACGAGAAGGUGUUGUUGAAGAUCUUGGAUGACAGAGAAAAGUCUCCUUUUAGCAGCGAGAAACUAUUUAAGUGGAUGGCUAAUAUUGAGAGAGAAAUCAGUGUAAUCACUUCCUGUGUAAAGGAAAUGAAGGGAGCAAAGAUAGUCCAAAGUGAGGCAGAGUUGGUGGAGGAGUUUCUUAAUCCUGAAGUCCAGGAUGUCCUCAGCUUUGUUUUCACCUCUCUUGAAACUACAGAUCCUUAUCUUGAUAAAAUGAAGGACUACCUGGAUUCUCUGGCUAUGAAGGCUACAGAUGACGUGGAUCAAUCCACAGAUGACCUGUCACCAUGCUUCCCAGUAGUUGAUUUGCCCAAAAUUACAAGAAAAGCUGAAGAGUUUGGUACAUUUGUUAAAGGUUUAAAGAACAACAGCAAGUUCAGAUUCCUUGUAGCGGUCAUAAGAAAUAAACAACACGAAGGAGCAACCAUCUACCACUACAGGAAUAAAAGAUUGCUCAUGGAAGACUUCAUGAAAUCAGAUGUCUGUGAUGUGGAAAAAGCAACAGAUAGAAAUGAUCUGAUUUGGUAUGCCUGUGAUCUGACCUUGGACCCAGACACAAUAAAUGGAUGUCUUACUCUGUCUGGAGGAAACAAGAUGAUGAAGUUUGGAGAUUGCCAGUCCUAUCCUGAUCACCCUCAGAGAUUUAAUGUUUUACCUCAGGUUCUGUGUCAGGAGUCACUGACUGGACGCCAUUACUGGGAGGUGGAGCUGGGCACUGACGAAUACAGAGAUGCAGCUGCUGCUGUUUGUUAUAAAGGAAUACAGAGAAAGGGGGACAACAAGUGGGUUGGGCUUGGCUGGAAUGCCAUGAGCUGGUCGUUGGGCCACAAGUGGAAUCCCCAACCGGUCUUCUAUGUUGAGCAUGACACAAACAAGCAGGCUAAAAAUGUGAUUUCUUACCCUCUACCCCAAACUGGUUGCCCUCGCCUAGGAGUGUUUCUGGAUUGGCCUGCAGGCACUUUGUCCUACUACAUAGUCAGAGGGGAAAAACUGAAUCACAUUCACACUUUCUACACCAAAUUCUCAGAGCCUGUGUACCCAUGUUUCAAGAUCUGUUCUAAAGACAGUUACGCACUCCUGUGUUUCUAAACAUUGAGGUAGAAGAUUCAAUCCAGACCCAGAUGUUCAUAAUAAGCAAAUAUUUUUGGAACAGUAUUUUUUGGCAAUUAAAAUGAGAUAAUAAAUCAGUUUAUUACAAAACAGACUGAACAAUAAUAUAGUGAUGACAAUAAAAUAAUAU